This is a messenger RNA of Naegleria gruberi, 1018 nucleotides long. RefSeq lists its product as uncharacterized. Gene Ontology annotation, molecular function: protein binding. The record is from RefSeq and is a predicted model, not a curated record. The transcript has a single exon. Lineage: Eukaryota; Heterolobosea; Eutetramitea; Acrasida; Naegleriidae. Bases 1 to 1017 code for a protein of 338 amino acids.
AUGCAACAAGAACAUGCGCUGAACCUAUCAAAUCCAGUCCAGCACAUGAUGAGUAGCGACUCUUUGCUGCUCUUGGAGGGAAGAGCCAAUGAAGGAGAUCAACAAGCACUCGAUGAAUUAUUAAAUUAUUAUCAAUUCGGAGGAAAUAAUAAAUCGCCAAUUGAUGAGGAAAAGGCUUUGGAAUUAAUGAUUAAAUUUGAGGAAAAUAAUUCGACAAUACAAAGACAAAUAGGUUCUUUUCAUUAUUUUGGAAAGGCUAAUUUACCAAUCGAUUUUGAAAAGGCUUUGUUUUGGUAUAGAAAAUCGGCAAAUAAUGGAAAUUCAAUUGCCAUGUUUAAUGUUGGAUUGCUGUAUGAUAGAGGGCAAGGAUGCAAUAAGAAUGUGAAGGAAGCAUUUAAUUGGUUUUUUAGAGCUGCUGUUGCUGGGCAUGGAGUCAGUCAAUUUUAUGUUGGAAUGAUGUUUGACAGAGGGGAGGGAACUGAAAAAGAUAUUCAACAGGCAAUUUAUUGGUUGAAUCAAUCUGUUGUGAAUAAUUGUAUUGAGGGACUUACUUAUUUAGCAUCCAUGUAUGAGAAAGGAGAAAAUAUUGAACAGGAUUAUUCGAAAGCAUUUCCAUUAUUUUUACAAGGUGCCAAUAUGGGACAUGUUGAAUGUAUUUAUCAUGUUGGAGUUAUGUAUUUAUCAGGUAGAGGAGUUGAAGUGAACUAUCCAUUGGCUUUGAAAUACUUUUUAAUGGCAGCUACACGAAAUCAUGCAGAAGCUCAAUACAAUGCAGGAACAAUGUACGAUAGGGGAAUGGGCUGUCUUCAAGAUUACACUGAAUCUUUUAAAUUAUUUAUGAGUGGAGCAAUGAAUGGUCAUGCAAUUUGUCAAUAUUAUGUUGGAAACAUGUUAUUGAAAGGCGAGGGCACUUUGGUGGAUGUUAAACAUGCAAUUUUCUGGAUGAAAAAAGCAGCUCUACAAGGAAUUCCAAAUGCAAUUCAUUACAUUAAAAGUAUGGAACAGGAAUCAAAAUAAU